Messenger RNA from Panicum virgatum (switchgrass), 1243 nucleotides. Its product is annotated as protein IN2-1 homolog B-like. Gene Ontology annotation, molecular function: glutathione transferase activity. NCBI's taxonomy places the organism in Eukaryota, Viridiplantae, Streptophyta, Magnoliopsida, Poales, Poaceae. The record is from RefSeq and is a predicted model, not a curated record. The transcript is spliced from 9 exons. Bases 224 to 970 code for a protein of 248 amino acids.
ACGUGCGUGCAGUAUAACAGCACCGGAGUUUUCACUUGCAAAAUGCAUCCUUUUUCACCUUUGUGGCUUUGUAUUGUAUCACAGCAGGUGGCGGUUGAAGCAUCACCGGCUGUAGCAAGUUCUUAACAGUUCUGUAGCAGAGUUAGUUGAAGCAUCACAGCCUGUAGCAAGUUUUUGACAGUUUGUUUUUACUCCUCUGGAUGAUCAUAUGACGUAGUUGGACAUGAGACACAGUGCCAUGUCAUCAUUAUUUUUUUUCUGUGAAUGCAGCUUUGAAAUGGAAACACUUCCUCCUACCUUGCCAUCUGCUUGUGAGCAACCACUUCUGUACGAUGGCACAACCAGAUUGUACAUGUCGUACGUUUGCCCUUAUGCGCAACGUGCAUGGAUCACAAGGAAUUACAAGGGUUUGCAGGAGGAGAUCAAGCUAGUCCCCAUGGACAUGGCAGAUAAGCCAGCAUGGUACAAGAAGGUUUACCCCAAGAACGAGGUGCCAGCCUUGGAGCACAACAAGAAGAUCAUAGGAGAGAGCUUGGAUCUGAUCAGGUACAUAGAUAUCAACUUCGACGGCCCUAAACUGAUCACAAAUGAUCCUCAAAAGCAAAGGUUUGCAGAAGAACUGCUGGGAUAUUCAGAUGCUUUCAACAGGGCGAUGCUCGAAGGACUGAGAUCCAAGGGGCCCGUGAUUGCUGAAGCUGUUGCUGCUCUGGACAAAAUAGACAGCUCCCUAUCAAAAUUUGAUGAUGGUCCUUUCUUCCUAGGUCAAUUCAGUCUGGUGGACAUUGCAUAUGUACCAUUCAUCAACGGAUUUCAGAUAUUUUUUGCUGGCAUAAAGAAUUACGAAAUCACAAAAGGGAGAGUUCACAUACAGAAAUUUAUUGAGGAACUGAACAAGAUUGACGCAUAUACACAGACGAAGCAGGAUCCUGAAGUUCUGCUUGCUCUCACAAAGAAGAAGUUUGGGAUAUAAGGUUUUCACCUCGGCGUUCUGAUGCACAGAUGAAUAAUGAUGAAACGAAGGACCGAAUCUGAUAGUUUUCAGCUCUCUUAAAUGUCUAUACAUAAGGAUGUAUAUUCUUGGUCUGUUGACACUUGGCAGAUUUUCCAUAAGAAUAAUUAGGAUGAGAUCUCAAUAGCUUGUUUGUUGAAUGAUGUGUCGAUAUGUUUUGUUCUCCAGGAUGCAAAGUUACAUACACUUCUAAUAUUUUAUUCAUAAGGCCAGUCUUAGUGAGAGGUUUCAUAA